GAUGUACUUGCACACAAAUCUAGCUUGCUGUCUCAAUGAGGACUGUUCGAGCACUGCAGAGAUUAAGAGGAGUCCUUGUCCGCCCUUGUCCACCACCAUUAUUUGUUAGAUCAUGGAGCGUGGCACAGAGCCAAAGUUUCUCAAGCAGCUCAGCAGAGAAACCAAUGCCAGGAAACUCGAUGCUCAGACACCUAACCUCCAAGAUCAAAGCCACAGGUCCUAUCUCAGUGGCAGAGUACAUGAGAGAGGUUCUUACCAACCCAGUCAUGGGCUAUUAUGUGCAGAAUGAUAUGCUUGGGCCAGAUGGAGAUUUCAUCACAUCACCAGAAAUUAGUCAGAUAUUUGGGGAGUUGCUGGGGAUCUGGUGUUUGAGUGAGUGGAUGGGAGCAGGGAAGCCCAGUCGCUUCCAGUUAGUGGAGUUUGGGCCCGGAAGAGGCUCCUUAGCCAAUGACAUUCUCAGAGUUUUCAGUCAGCUGCGUGGGGCCCUGGGUGGGGCUGCAGUCUCAGUGCACCUGGUGGAGGUGAGUCCUAAGCUGAGCCAGGUCCAGGCCCAGUUUCUAACAGGAGACCAGAGCCAGGUGUCAGCCAGCGAGGAUGAGCCUGUGUACCGCCAGGGAACCACCACCACAGGCCUCCCCAUCUCCUGGUACCGCAACCUGGAUGAUGUCCCCAGAGGCUUCAGCAUCUACCUCGCUCAUGAGUUCUUUGAUGCCUUACCCAUCCACAAAUUCCAGGGAACAGAGAAGGGCUGGAGGGAGGUGAUGGUGGAUAUUGACCCAGAUGAGCCAGGUAAGCUGAGGCUUGUCAUAGUGCCAGCUCCCACUCUGGCCUCUACUCAACUCAUACAGGCAGAUGAAAAGAGACGGCACGUGGAGGUCUGCCCGGAGGGAGGGGUCAUCGUCCAGCGCCUAGCCAAUCGGAUCACCGAGGAUGGGGGUGCUGCACUGAUUGCUGACUACGGGCACGACGGGACCAAGAUGGACACGUUCAGAGGUUUUAAAGGUCAUAAGCUCCAUGAUGUCCUAGCCUCUCCCGGCUCUGCUGACCUGACUGCUGAUGUGGACUACAGUUACCUGAGGAGGAUGGCUGGAGCUACGGUGGCCUGCAUGGGCCCUGUCUCUCAGAAAGACUUCCUGAAAAAUAUGGGAAUCGAUACACGCUUACAGGUGCUGCUGAGGAACUGUGCAGACCCGUCCACAAGGGCCCAGUUGAUCCAGGGCUAUGACAUGCUGACCAACCCCCUGAAGAUGGGCGAGAGGUUCCAGUUCUUCACCAUGCUCAACCACAGUCGGCUCACCAGGCCCGAGCCUGAGCAGUCCAAGGGGGGGAAGAAGAUGGCCCCAGUGCCCAAGAAGGGCCCAGCGCCCCUGCCUGUGGCUGGCUUCAGUGAGCUUGGCCUUUCGUAAAGAACAGACCCACAAACCUGGCAUUGCAAGCGCCAUGCUCUACCAUCUGAGCCACACAGGAUUAUAUACACAAGACCCGCGGAAGCAAUAGGGUUUGGUCUGACUGUGGUGUGAGUUUGGUUUGAAAAGUUGAACUGAAGUGCUGAUAAAAUCCUAAGAAUGAUGUACCUUGCCUCACUGAGGGAAGAUGGUGGUUGCCAUCUUUCUCUAUCAUCUACAUGUUCAUUAGACCAACAUAUAAUUCCAAGUAGUAGACAAUGUAACUUUGAUCAGUUAGAAGAACGUCACUCAAGGUCACAGUGUCUGAAGCUGUAGGAAACCAUUCAUGGCCCUUGGCCACGUGGUGCCUGGCUGUCUCCACAUCUUGAAGCAAUCUGGUGAACGUGGAGUUAGUAGAUAGCGUAUGCAUCCCAGAUGACAUCCUAUAUAGUGCACUACUUUUGAACAGAGCCUUAUGGGCCCGGGUCAAAUGUUGUGCACUACAUAGGCAAUAGGGUGUCAUUUGGGACACAGUCAGCCACUCACAGCAUGCUGUGUUUUGCUCUGACAGGCUCUCCCUCACUGCACCAGUAGCAAUUAAAGGAUACUAUUACACAGGCCGAUUACCGUAGCCAUAAUAACCAGCCCAAAAAACUGAGCGAUCCUAACAUAAAGCUAUCAUAAGACUGAAUGAUUAAAAGUCAUUACAAAACAUUUUCCGGUGUAUAUUAUCGUUCUCUUUGUCUUGGAACCACAUACUGUGCUAAGUAUUUUCAUACGAUUAAGACUGAAAAUAUUCUGGCAUUAAUCCAGUGUAUGAGCAUAUUUACAUUUUGAAAGAAAUCUUAGAAGAUUUCUUAGAAAGGCAACAGAAAUGUUUUCCUGCUCAAACUUGUAGAGCGAUAGGAAGCAUUUUCUGGGGCCAUCUAUAGGCCUCAACAUAUGGUGCUAUCGUUACACAGCAGUAGUUAGCCAUUUAUUUUCUUCCCCAGCCACAAACAGCUCUGUUCAUCUAACAUAUGGCACAAUGAAAUGUGGCAGGCUACACUGGCACGGUGACAGUUGGAUUUAACUACACAGAUUAGAGACAUAAAGAGAGCUCUUUACCCCAGUACUUCUGGCUCUGUUGGUUGUCUCCCAAAUGGUACCCUAUUCCCCAUAUAGGGCCCUGAUUAAAAGUCGUGCACUACAUAGGGAAUAGGGUCCCAUUAGGGAUGCAGGCGUCCCAUAGUUUCCUUAGUCCCUCAACUAAUUAAAUGAUCAAGAAUACUUGCUCGUUUUAAAAACGUCACUAAAAUAGGAUGCAUUUGUGUGUUAUGUUGUAUGGCCUAUCUUACGCAGGUAAUGGUUCACUGUCGUUUCCAUGAGUUCUCUUACAUAAAGGUAGAAUAUCUUCCUUUGUCUGGAACACCGCAAUAUAAUCUGAUAAACAAGACCAAGGGGACACGAGCUGCAAAUGAAAUAAGUAGUACAUUCUCUACGGUACUGUCCGAGGCAUUUAUUUAUUAUUAGAUAUGUGAAUAUUGAAACAUAGAAAACAUUGACAUCUGCCAAUCCAGUGGCAGCACAGACUAAAUGAAUCUCAGGUUGAAGUCAUCACCCUGCUAUGUGUGCUUUGUACUGAACAUACAGUAUGGAAAACAUCAUACCACAACAUUGUUUCACAAUCCAAAGGGGUGGAUUGAGACUGAAAAUAGACUAAUACCAAAAUAGGGAGUGUGAAGACAACAUAUUGGAAUUUCAAUUGAGUCAUUUGGUGUUUUCAUAAAACAACAAUCAUCAUCCCUGUCCCUGCACACAACAUUUCAGUCAUUUGAUACUAUAAAUUAAAUGAAUGCAUUCAUUGUAUUCUGUAUUGUCAUUAAUAUGUAACUGGGUUAGUAUCCUGCAUAUGACUGCACUUGGUUCCAUUGGUGUCAGCCAGUGGUGUCAAACGUUCUAUUUGAUUUAAAAUGUGUUUGUAUGUCAACCGCUAUUAGCAUGGACAAGCUGUGAGGUCAUCAUUCAAACGGACGUGCCCAUGUUUUGGGAUGGGAGAAACACCAAACAAAGCCAAAAUGUGGCACACACACAAAUGAUGGAUUUCUGUCUUCAACCAACAUGUUGGCUUGUUUGACAUAGUACAUGUUGGCUUGUUUGACAUAUUACAUGUUGGCUUGUUUGACAUAGUACAUGUUGGCUUGUUUGACAUAUUACAGAGUACUCAGUCCAUUUAUCUGCUGUUGGCUUGUUUGACAUAGUACAGAGUACUCAGUCCAUGUAUCUGCUGUUGGCUUGUUUGACAUAUUACAGAGUACUCAGUCCAUUUAUCUGCUGUUGGCUUGUUUGACAUAUUACAGAGUACUCAGUCCAUGUAUCUGCUGUUGGCUUGUUUGACAUAGUACAGAGUACUCAGUCCAUGUAUCUGCUGUUGGCUUGUUUGACAUAGUACAUGUUGGCUUGUUUGACAUAUUACAUGUUGGCUUGUUUGACAUAGUACAUGUUGGCUUGUUUGACAUAUUACAUGUUGGCUUGUUUGACAUAUUACAUGUUGGCUUGUUUGACAUAUUACAUGUUGGCUUGUUUGACAUAUUACAUGUUGGCUUGUUUGACAUUACAUGUUGGCUAGUUUGACAUAUUACAUGUUGGCUUGUUUGACAUAUUACAUGUUGGCUUGUUUGACAUAUUACAUGUUGGCUUGUUUGACAUAUUACAUGUUGGCUUGUUUGACAUAUUACAUGUUGGCUUGUUUGACAUAUUACAUGUUGGCUUGUUUGACA
This is a messenger RNA of Oncorhynchus mykiss (rainbow trout), 4144 nucleotides long. The record is from RefSeq and is a predicted model, not a curated record. Lineage: Eukaryota; Metazoa; Chordata; Actinopteri; Salmoniformes; Salmonidae.